Molecule: messenger RNA, 532 nt
Organism: Lasiosphaeria miniovina
Lineage: Eukaryota; Fungi; Ascomycota; Sordariomycetes; Sordariales; Lasiosphaeriaceae
Exons: 3
Coding region: 94-336 (80 amino acids)
Biological process (GO): mitochondrial respiratory chain complex IV assembly
Cellular component (GO): mitochondrial inner membrane
Source: RefSeq, a predicted model, not a curated record
GUGACGUGAUCGUGUCGCGAAACAAUCCACGCUGCGCAUUACGGACUGUCUAGCUAUAUCUUUUCCCCGGGCACUCAAUUCCUUGGUUGAGCCAUGGCUGGGCUCCAGCAAUCAAGCUACUACGACCGGCAGUACCGCCAAUCGGCCGCGCUCAUCCGCGCGAGAAAGCCUUAUCUCGUCAAGAAUGCCGUCCUCGGAACCGCCAUUACGGCAUUCGCGAUUGGGAUCUACGCUUACACACUUAGCGUCGUCGGCCAAGAUGAGUUCGAAGAUGUCAAGGUUCCGGAUGUGUCGGCAAAGGCAGCUCCGGUAGCUAUACAAAAUCAGAAGAAGUAAAAAGGUGACAAGACAGUGUGGUACGAUUGCCAUCCAUUACAUAGGUGGUUCUGCGCCCCGGAAAGCUCGGACAGCCAUUGUAGGAGUAUAAGACACGACUGGGACCGCAAAUAUGGACUACCUAGACAUGUAAAAUAGAGUUGGUUUCCUUGUGCAUAAAAAUACUAAAUAACAACUCCCAAGGUAUAUGUAAACU